Messenger RNA from Arabidopsis thaliana (thale cress), 1002 nucleotides. Its product is annotated as Pollen Ole e 1 allergen and extensin family protein. Bases 63 to 698 code for a protein of 211 amino acids. Lineage: Eukaryota; Viridiplantae; Streptophyta; Magnoliopsida; Brassicales; Brassicaceae. The record is from RefSeq and is marked reviewed. The transcript is spliced from 2 exons.
GAAAAGUGCAAAAUAAAUAGGAGGGGCAAGAUCAAUAAAACUUCUUCUAUAAAUAGAGCUGCAUGGGGGAAGACACUUUAUCACAUCCAAAACCAAAAGCAACACAAACACACACACCAAAAAAAAAAAAAAAAGCAUUUACUUUUAACUCAAGCAUGGCAAUGUUAAAGAACAAACACAUGACCGUCUCAUUGAUCUUGGUGUGUCUCGUUGUGGUGUCUCCAAUGGCUGAGGCUCAGCUUGGUCUUGGUGGUAGUGGUGGUCUUGGUGGUCUUAUUGGGGGUCUUGUUGGGGGUCUCGGUGGUCUGGUUGGUGGUCUUGUAGGGGGUAUUCUCAAUCUCGUCAAUAUCAAUGGGGUUGUCUUUUGCUCUCUCAAUGGUGCUCCCAGUGGCACUUCCACUCCUGCUUUCGCUAAUGCAGGAGUUGAGCUCCAGUGCGGAAGGCAAAACAGGGUCGUUUCAACAGCGACCACGAAUGCUGCCGGAUUAUUCUCGCUUCCUACGGACUCAAUUCAGAUGUUACUUUCCACACUUCUCUCUGAUUGUCGGGUCGUCGUCACGACCCCUCUCUCCACCUGCAACGCCAACCUCCCUUCCGUUGGCAACCUCGUCUCACGGUUAGCCAUGAUCGGCAAUAGUCUCACCGGCCUCCUCAACAUCAUCAGUAUCAUCCCUGCCGGCUUUGGUCUUCUUAACUGAUUCCACACUCUAUACAUACUCUAUGUUCGGUUACAGUGUGUUUCCCUUUUGUUAUAUGUUUUGUAAUCAUGACCAUUUACGUUUGCUUGCGUAUGCAUGAAUAAGGUCUAUAUAGGGCUUAUGUCUCAAUCUUCAAUGUCUUCUGUUGUCACUUUCUUUUUCCAGGGUUUGCAUGUCUAAUGCUUUUGUUAUAUGAUACAAACAAUUUCCCUUUCCAAAUAUAUAUGUCAAUUGCAUUAAAUGAAUGGUUGGGGUGAGUGUACAUGCCAAGAAGUAAAUGUCAACAGAAUAUAUGCAAUGAUUA